This is a messenger RNA of Paramuricea clavata, 2876 nucleotides long. NCBI's taxonomy places the organism in Eukaryota, Metazoa, Cnidaria, Anthozoa, Malacalcyonacea, Plexauridae. The record is from the annotation of a GenBank genome assembly.
GACAUUCAUGAAAAAGUGCUUGGAAGCUACAAGACAAUUGGCGGACAUGCGUAAGUCAUUUUCAUUAAGCCUAGUUCUCAUUCAUCGCAAACCGUCGGCGAUGGGAGCUUUGCGACGUCGGCGACCGCUUGCCAUUUAUGAGAACACAUCAAAAAUUAUAUCGCCGACUGUCCGUAAUCGUCGCCGACCAUCGGCGAUGACAUCGCAGGAAACAAAAAAGUUUGUUUCUUGCGACCAUCGCCGACUGCCACCUGCUUAAAAAAUCUAUGAGAAAUGAGUAAAAGUUGUUUUUUCCUCAACAAGCAAGGAAAUAAUCAACUGAAGUUUGACAGAAAUCAUGAACUUUACGUUGAAUGGGCCCAUUUUGUGGGAAAUUUGGGAAAUUUCGAAACACAUCGGCUGUCAUCUGCGACGAUCACCGAUGUAUGAGAACUUUCGUGCAUUCGCGCUCGGCGAGUAUCGGCGAUAAGCGUCGCCGAUCGUCGGUGACAGAUUGCGAUGAAUGAGAACUAGGCUUUAGCAUUUAAUACUCGUAACAUAAUAAAUUAUAACUUUAAUAGUUAAUUUCGUGUUUACAGGCCAGAAAUUACUGACGAAUCAACAAAUGGUUGCUUUGCUUGAGAAACUGAUUGCCUGUCUCUCAAAAUUGGUAUGACUAUAUACUACUAAUAUUUUUUUUAAUCCAUUAUAUAUAUACUUUAUCAUUUUCUUCUAUGGAAACGUUGUCAGGAUGCCAUAAUUCAAGACUUUUAGUCGUGCCUGACUGGUACGCCAAUGCUUAUAGCCAUACUUGCUCUAGUACAAACUCAAUAUUCAAUGUCUACUUAGUCUUUGAAAUAAAGUCAUUACUGUAGACAAGUAGAUAGAUAGAAAUUUUAUUUAUACACGCUGAUCUAGAUUUAAUUGCCCGUUUGCCUGACUCCAUUAUAAGAGACCUUACGAUUUUAGGACGGCAACGCGACGGCCAAAACAAACUCCUUCAAAUAAAUGGUAGUAAAGAUAAUUCGUCGUAUAUUAUCAAUUGUAUGAAUUUAAUACAGUCUUAGAAGUUGAAGACAUGGGUUUUGUGUUUGGGAAGAGUUCUACUAAACCCAGUUUGAAGUUGCACUUGUUGUGGCUUGGAAUGCAGUCGUUGUAUGAAGACGUGAAAAUCUGUGAUUUGGCGUCGUAAACAGACCGAGGAGAAUGUCUAAAUUAUUCAUAUAUUGUAAUUACUCAAUUCUUUUCAAUGAUCUAUUGUAUUCGUUGCCGUCGCGUUGCCGCCUAAAUCGUAAGGUCUCUAUGAUUACGACGACGUACGAAGGUGUAUACUUUUGCUUGUCUGCGCAUUAUGUUGCGUAGUUUUGGGAUGAUUAAUAAGUGGUAUUACAUUUGAAUUUCAUUUUAAUUAGUUGGCGUCAAGUGCGUUUGAUUUCAUGUGGACGAUGUGGAAUGGUUAUAUGGUGAACUAUAUGGAGUCAUCCAUUAUCACACCCUGACUUGUUCCCAGUCGUCUCUGUGAGCACACGCGAAACGUUUCUCCUUUCCCUUCCACCCCUGCGCGCGCUUUCCGAUUCGCGCGUGCUUACAGAGACGACUGGGAACGAGUCAGUAUCGCACCCUGGUUGCAAAACAUUUACUCUAUAUUCUACUCUUCUAUAGCUCCUAAGUACCCAAGAAUAUCAUCCGAUGUCCUGUAUUCCCCUGCUUCAAGAUAUGCUGCAGUUCUCUGCAUUUUAUGUAUUCACAAAACGUGGAACGGAUUUGGUCUUUGAAAAGUUUAUCAUCCAUUGUUGCAAUUUGAUGACAAAUAUUACAAAAUGUGAAAGCUACAGGCCGCCAAACACGACAACAGGUUAGAUUUCAGAAUUUUUGCCUUUUAACUCCUCGUGAUUUAUUUUUACAUUUUAAUAUUUUUAUUGCUUGAUAUUUUUAGACUCCAUUGAUCAAGCUAUCUUAAAAGCACAUCAAGUAAGAUUAACUAAUUUACUUAUAAUACCUUUAUUUAUACCAGAUGGUUCGAUCAUCUCUAAACUUUUCUCUCUAGAGGUCCACAAAGAGUCAUCCCUUAUUGCUCCCUUGACAUCACCAAAUGGAAGCGGAGUGUUUGGUAGAGUCAAAAUUCAGGGGAGCGGAUCUACUGUGGGGUGCAGGGGGUGCGCCCUCCUACCUAGUGGUGUCUAGGCAGUCAAGCAUCCCUCUAGAGAAGUCCAGCACCACAAAAAAAAAAAACUUGCUUGACCGUACAUUUUCUGCUUUUCGAAAAGCGAUCAGCGGAACUUCUACUGUUAGCGCGUGUCGAUUUCUUGGAGCGAUUUAAUUGAUUUGUGAGCUCACGAGAAAAUACUCGCAAUGCUUUUGUUAAAUAUCAUGGUUAAAUAUGUAAAUAUGUCCAGGUUGUUACACAGCCAUAUUUGUCAAAUAUACUGUACUUCGACAAGCAAAUUUACUGUACUGUGCUACAGCAACUGUCCAGUCACGCACACGUGAUAAAAAGCCGAUAUAAACUUUAUAAACAAAAGAUAAUGUAAUUAUGUAAAACGUAACAGAACGGCGAACAUGCAGAUUCAGCCAUCUCAAAUAACGGUAAUGUUGGGCUAGUAGCGUUGCAGACUGCAGAGGAGAGUGGGCAGUAAGGCUCCCUCAUGCACCACCCCAUGGAAAACCUGCACCCCUCCUUGCAGAUGAGGCUAGAUCUGUCUCUGAGUCAAAUUAUAGGCACUCUCCUUUCUGGGAUGAAAUUAUAAUCAGAUCACAUGAGACGAGGUAAAGGCCGACGUUCUAACCAACCUUGUGCUUCCUUUUAUUCUAGAUUCUGAAAUCGUUCUUUAGUCAAGCAGUUCUCGACGAAAUUAUAAAGACGUUAGUUUCCCAUUAUUUUCUACUGACUCGAGAGG